Messenger RNA from Alternaria hordeiaustralica, 1179 nucleotides. RefSeq lists its product as uncharacterized. The record is from RefSeq and is a predicted model, not a curated record. NCBI's taxonomy places the organism in Eukaryota, Fungi, Ascomycota, Dothideomycetes, Pleosporales, Pleosporaceae. The transcript has 2 exons. The coding region runs from base 1 to 1179 and encodes 392 amino acids.
AUGGGGUAUCUGAGUGCGGCUGAACUCGCGCUCGCGCAGGGCAGGCCUCAGGUUUUGCCAACCAUGCCGGCUCCUGGUCCUCCACAGUUGGCCAUCCCUACGCGAGGAGAGCAUGUGGACCACGCACAUAUAGCGACAAAUGUGCAGUCUGGCCGUAGGACUGCGCCGAGGAAUACCGAGCGCAGCCAGCGCUAUACCCCAUAUGCGCGUGCACCUCCAUACCAUUUUGCUGCCCAUCAGGGAGCGGGAUAUGCGCCGCCUGCUGUCACGGCACCAGCCUCGCGUGUGAACUUCGUACAGCCGCAGCAGCAGCAAUACCAGCAAUACCAGCAUUACCCGCAACACCAGUUUGGUAAUGUCUUCGCUGAGGCGGAUCUGAUGAGAUUUCCUUCGAACUCAAGUCAGGCUACUUUGGGCCAUGGCCCUUCGCAUCCUGUGGGAUAUCAGUCUUCAGGCAAUACCUUCCAGGAAGAUGGCUUGCGACCUGAGGACUUUGAGGAAGCCGGACUGAACUUGGAAGCAGUUCAAAAUGGGGUGUCUGAUGAGAAUGCCGGGGAAGCCCAAAUCCUGUCUGACUUUUCGGACUUCCAGAACUUCUUGUUGUAUUCAUCCGGGGAUAUGGCUCCUCUCGAACCGUCGGAUGGGUCGUACAGCCUUGAUCAGAUGGCUUCACGUCCGAUCUUCCAUCGGUAUCCCGCUCCUGCUCCUGCUCCUGCUCCCGGCUACCAGCAACCCCUUCCAGAACCCACCUUUACCGGCCACAAUGUUGCUGGGGGUUACCAAAGUCCAUACGCGCCGAUCAUGUAUGCUCCACAGCAGGCGCAUUUCCAGCCUACUUUCCAGCCGGUCCCGAUGUACGCGCCAGGCUCCGUCAACAACAACUUCGUACAGCAGCCGGGUACGACGUAUGCGCCAGGCCCCGUCAACAACUUCGUCGUGCAGCAGCCUCAACCGACGAUGCGUACGCAACCCCAGGCCAACUACCCCGCUGCCGCCUACAACCCACCAGCGGCUUACACAGCACCUUCCUCGCGACAGCCAGGAAACUACAACGGCAGCACCGGGCAGGCACGACAGCAGGAUGCUGGAUCGAGGCGGAGACGGUCAAGCUUGUACCUCACCACCGAGGAAUGGGUUGAGGCGCAACGAAGGCAACCUCGGGCUCCUCCCAGUGAGUGA